UCAAUUAGGUUGCUUUUGUUUAGAUUUAUUAUGUUAUUAAAUCCGAUAUUUUUUAUGAUUGUGAAAUUGUGUAUGAUCAAAUUUGUGCUUGUUUCAUAUUUAAAAUAAAAAUCAAAUUAUUCUGAUACUGUUAUGUUUCAAUAAAAAUUGGUAAAUUAACAAAUUACAUUAGAUACUAUUUAUCGGUACAAAUAUUUAAUACAUAGAAAGUAACAGAUAUGAUAAUAACCUCUUUAUAUGAUCAAUGUCGUGAUAACACCGCUUUUUUGAAUUGUAGCUGUCGAGCUACUGAGCUUAGCACGCAUGGUAGAAAGAUUACGUCAGUCGGUCCAGCAAUUGUUAUCUAAUUUAACGAACACAUGUGGCUUCAAUUUUCUGAUGCAACUCACAUGAAGAACUUGUCGAACUCUGUUAAAUUGACAAUUAACAUAUCCUAUAUAUUAUGAGAUUCGACAUCGAUUGAUGACAUCGUAUCUCUCAUAAGAGAGUCGAACAAAAUGCCAGGACAAUUCGAAGAAAUUCAAGCAAAACGCGCAACAUUUGGAAUGGGAUGUUUCUGGGCUGGUGAUUGUUUAUUUGGCGUUUUACCUGGUGUAAUUAGAACUUGUGUUGGAUAUGCAGGUGGACAAAAAGAAUCACCAACUUAUAAAAAUAUGGGUGAUCAUACGGAAGUCGUUGAUGUUGAGUAUAAUCCAAAUAUUGUAUCAUAUUCACAAUUACUUGCUUUAUUUUGGCAAAAUCAUGAAUAUGGUCUCACUACAAAAAUCAAGAGACAGUAUAUGUCAUUAAUUUUAUAUCAUGAUGAAGAACAAAAAUUAUUAGCUGAAAAAUCACGUGAACAAGAGCAAUAUAAACAUACAGAUUUGAUUCUUACUGAAAUUAGAAAAUUCGAAAAGUUUUAUCUAGCAGAAGAUUAUCAUCAGAAAUAUCGACUUCGAAAACAUCCAUGGUUAAUGGAAAAUACCGGUCUUACUAGUGAUGAGCUUCUUCGAAAUUCACCUCUAGCUGCUAAAUUAAACGGUUACAUCGCUGGUGCUGGAACGCUCGAACAAUUUAAAAAAGAGUUACCUAAUCUUGGUUUAAGUGAGAAAGCUGCGAAGUAUGUAGAAAAAUAUGUGAUUGAGAAUCAAGGAAAUUUAUAUUGCUAGCUAUAAUGAAUAUUUAAGAAUUUUUCAUGUAUUUAUCUUAGUACACAUUGAACAUGAUAUUUUUUCGUAAAAACAAAUUUUAAAAUCUGGAAAAAAUUUUUUUUAUGUGGUUCUAAUUUCCUGUAAAUUGUAUUUGAAAUCUCUCGCAAAUAAGUCUUGAGCUCGAUUUUAAAAACUUAUAAAUUUCGCUCGAUAAAUAUUUUUUGUUAGUAUUAAUUUUCUUAAUUUCUAUAAUUUUUAUUAUAGUGUGUAAGUUUUAUUAACAGGAUAUUCAUUAUAUUAUAUUUCAUGCAUAAUACAAUAAUGACAUGACAUAUUUGUUUGUUUGCUCAGCAAUAUUGGAAUAUGUUAUUUUUAAACAAAAAUUAAAAAGAAAUUUACAGUAAAAUAGGCUGUGAAAAGUAUAUAUAGAUAAUAUUGUUUGCAAUCAUUUGUUUUUUGAUUACUUCGCACAUUCUAUGUUUUAUAAGUUUAUUUUUUUUUAUUUCAAAAAAAAGCAAGUAUGAAGCAUACAAUUAAAGUAUGUUUUUUAAAUUGUUUGAGUUCAAUUUUUCGCAUAAUUACUACUUUAUAUGACAAAUAUCAUUUGUUAAUUACAAAUAAGAAUAUAAUUAUGUAAUAUUUAUUAUGAAUAAUCUUAUAACCACAAGUAUUAGAAAAUGUAUAUAAUUUCAAGACAACUGCGUUAUUAAAUACGCACGCUCAUAUACUUACAUGUGGUCGUAUGAAAUAUAUGUAUACAUAUGUAUAACAGUG
This is a messenger RNA of Apis dorsata (giant honeybee), 1904 nucleotides long. RefSeq names its product peptide methionine sulfoxide reductase (gene MsrA). Lineage: Eukaryota; Metazoa; Arthropoda; Insecta; Hymenoptera; Apidae. The record is from RefSeq and is a predicted model, not a curated record. Bases 498 to 1148 code for a protein of 216 amino acids. Gene Ontology annotation, molecular function: peptide-methionine (S)-S-oxide reductase activity. Gene Ontology annotation, biological process: cellular response to oxidative stress. The transcript is spliced from 5 exons. Gene Ontology annotation, cellular component: cytoplasm.